AUGGACAUGCUAGCAACUAGAGCGACCUGGUUGGCCAUAGCUAUCUUCUUCAUAACUGCUGUAGCCACGAAGAUUUCAAGAUGGAAAAGCAAUGUCCAUCUGUGCCCCACAAGACCACUUCCACCUGUCGUGAAUGUCCUUGCUCUCUUACCUUCAUUUUUUAACAAGGGUUUUGGGGUUACAAUCGCUGAUCUGCACACAAGACUUGGCAGUGUGUUUACAAUAAAUUUGUUUGGGCCAAAGAUAACCUUGUUGGUUGGACCUGAUAUCUCAGCUCAUUUCUUCCAAGGGUUGGAGUCGGAGAUUAGCUUUGGAAAUUUCGCUGAGGUUACCGUUCCCAUAUUUGGCCAAGAAGUUUUGUAUGGUGUAGAUAUGGCUACUCGCAGUGAGCAAAUACACUUCAUCGUUGAUGUACUAAAGCCAUCCAAGCUGCGGAGCCUCGUUGAUCCCAUAUUGCAAGAAGUAGAGGCCUACUUUGCAAGCUGGGGACAAGAGGGCAUAGUUGAUCUUAAACAUGAACUCGAGCAGGUGCUCAUGUUUAUCUCAAGUCGGUGCCUACUCGGAUAUGAGGUUCGUGAGAUGAUGCUGGAAGAAGUUUCAUCAUUGUUUCAUGAACUUGAGAAUGGCUUAAACUUUUUUAGUUUCUUGUUCCCCUAUAUUCCAACCUCGACAAACCGCCGACGCGACAAGGCGCAUAUCAGGCUUAAAGAAAUAUUCACUACAACUAUCAGGUCACGCAGGAGCUCCGGCCGAGUUCAGGAGGAUGCACUGCAGAGGUUGAUGAAUUCCAAAUAUAAAGACGGUCGCUCUGCAUCCGAAGCCGAAAUUUGCGGCAUGAUCAUAGCACUCAUAUUUGCUGGAAAGCACCCAAGCUCCAGCACUAGUAUAUGGACUGGAGCUUUCAUGUUGAGCAACACCAAAUUCUUAAUAGCUGCCGUGGAGGAGCAAAAGCAUAUAAUUAGCAAGUACAAGAACCAAAUAGGCUAUGAUGCAUUUUUAGAGAUGGAUACCUUGCAUAGAUGCAUCAAGGAGGCACUUCGGAUGCAUACACCAGUGCAAAUGUUAGCUCGCAAGGCACAUAAGAAAUUCAAGGUGCAGACCAAGGAAGGCAAGGAAUAUGACAUACCUGAAGGGCAUAACAUUGUAAUCCCUACAGCACUCAACAAUAAGCUGUCACAUGUUUACAAUGACCCUCAUGCGUACGAUCCAGAUCGGUUUGGUCCUGGAAGAGAGGAGGACAGAGUUGGCGGCAAGUACUCUUUCACAACAUUUGGUGGUGGAAGGCAUGUUUGUUCUGGCAUGGCCUUGGCUUACCUGCAAAUUAAGGUCAUAUGGAGCCAUCUAUUAAGAAACUUUGAGUUCAAGCUAAUAUCUCCAUUCCCUAAGGUGGAUGUGAGCAAGGUGGGUCAAGAGCCUAAAGGAAAAGUAAUGAUAAGUUAUAACAGACGCCAGCUAUAG
Molecule: messenger RNA, 1458 nt
Organism: Triticum turgidum subsp. durum (durum wheat)
Lineage: Eukaryota; Viridiplantae; Streptophyta; Magnoliopsida; Poales; Poaceae
Source: the annotation of a GenBank genome assembly